This is a messenger RNA of Helicoverpa zea (corn earworm), 1016 nucleotides long. RefSeq lists its product as uncharacterized. Bases 1 to 984 code for a protein of 327 amino acids. The record is from RefSeq and is a predicted model, not a curated record. The transcript is spliced from 4 exons. Lineage: Eukaryota; Metazoa; Arthropoda; Insecta; Lepidoptera; Noctuidae.
AUGGGCCCAGCAAUAAAACUGUUCUUGUUGUUAAUGCUAAUCACUUGCCGUUUAGGAUCGGGUGAUAAAGCAUAUAAAGUAAUUAAAAUCAGAGUACCACAAACGAUAUGGAGACAAGCCCUGCAUCCGACUCCAGUACUAAAAUCUCCUGUAACGAUCACUGUGCCUAUAAACGUUCAAGAUGACAACGUUGAAGAAGAUGAUGAUUUUAUAGAGGAUGAAAUAGAAGAUGAAGUUCCAACUGUUACCGACGCUGUCGUUGUUCAGAAUACCAGUGUGACACAAGUGCUACAAGAUCCAGCACCGGUAGUAUCAACUGCAGCACCAAUUGUUACACAGAGUCCAGUACUACAAGAUCAAGUAGUUACCCAACAGCCUACACAAGACGUUCCUGGUCAAGUAAUUCGAUUCCCUUGUGCUUGUCGAAGUAGACAGUGCGGGUGUUGUACGGGAGCCAUACUGGAACGCAUCAGAAUGAAAGCGUGUGGAAACAUCACCUUUGUUCCAGAAGAUUUUGUAUUCGAUGUGAGGAUGACUGUCAAUAAUAACACUGUUGUACGCCGACGAGUUUCAGCCAGCGACCCGCCGCCGAUAUGCUUCAAUCCACGAAGAGCUCCCUUCAUUCGUAUUUGUGCCGAAAUAUCCAAUAUUCAAAUUAGAAACCGGAAUGCUCACGCCUGCUUAGACAUCAAUGCAGAUAUUGGUGGAUUCCCAGUUUAUUCCGCGUCCUUCAGAUGUUUCAGACUAGGGGCAUCUGGUGUUCAGACAGGAUUGAAGCCCAGGCCUAUUUCAUCGGGACCCGAGCCAGUCAGCCUAUUUGGCAAUGCUGAUAACGACGAUGACGGUGGGGGCUUCUUGGAAAACGCUGUGGGCGAUGUUAUUGGUGGAGACGGUUUAUUUGGAGGCGGAGGCUCAAGUGACGACGAUGGUCCAUUCGAUGGCAUCGGUGAUGCUUUCGGAGAUUUUUUUGACGGCGACUCCUAGUUAAUUGUAAUUCAUAACUUUACAAACCAGUA